Ixodes scapularis (black-legged tick) is the source of this 1495-nucleotide messenger RNA. Its product is annotated as protein GUCD1. NCBI's taxonomy places the organism in Eukaryota, Metazoa, Arthropoda, Arachnida, Ixodida, Ixodidae. The transcript has a single exon. Bases 134 to 829 code for a protein of 231 amino acids. The record is from RefSeq and is a predicted model, not a curated record.
CUUUUGUUCUUUGUCAGCUUUGUCGUGGAGGUUGGUUGCGUUGCUGAUAGCUGUGCCCGGCUGUGCCACACCUGUGCUUGCUGUGUUUUGUCGGCGGCGUUCAGCGAUGGGGAAUCUAUCCAAACGGCGCUAGAUGGAAUCCCGGCGGAGCUCCGUGAUCAUCCCGCUCCGACAUGUGGAGCAAAAGCUAUCAUGGGACUGUGGCGUCUCUUGCGUGGCCAUGCUCUUGGCGACCGACCGAGAACGUCGAGACUUCCUCGCCAACCGGGACCGCAUAUCGCAGGAAGAAGGCUUCGGCGCGAGCACUUGGACCAUAGACCUGUGCUACCUGCUCCGGCGGUACGGCAUCGACCACGUCUACACGACGGUCACGCUGGGCGUCAACCCCAAAUACAAGAACGAGCUCUACUACAAGCUCUCGCUGCUAAGAGACCACCAGCGCGUCGAAGACCGCUUCAGGGAGGCGUCCUCGCGCGGCGUAAUCGUCGAGCGCAGGUCGGUGACCCUCCUCGACAUCUUGGAACACUUGUCUCGCGGCAGUCCGAUAAUCGUGCUGGUUGACCAGGGACUCCUGUACUGCGACGCGUGCCAGGCCAGCAACCGCAUCGUCGCCAAGGUGUCCGGCAUGCUGGGCAAGUGUUUUCCUUUCCAGGGACACUACGUGGUGCUCUGCGGUUACAGGAUGAGCGAGAAGAAACUGCUCUAUCGAAACCCGUCCAAGAGCGAACGGCUGUGCAGUGUGCCAUUCGACGCCUUCGAGAAAGCGCGGAAGCGUUUCGGAACGGACGAGGACGUCAUCUUUGUGCGUAGCAGUCGCGCAGAGCAGUAAGGUAGUUGCGUGCCGGCCAAAAAUCGUUUCGCUCCGGUGGAGCGGCGAUUGGUGAUCGUGCAAUUGUUGCUGUCUUUGAUCCAGUUUUUCGUGUUAUUCGAGAGAUGGCGGUAGUGCAUAAGCCAUUUGUUCUACCCUUUGAUAGAGAGCCUACAUUGGAGAGAGGGUCCAUCCCUAACCAUGGGAAGCGUUUGCUGCCGAAGUUUGCACCAAGUGCGCAUGUGGUUUGUUUUCGCGUGGCGACGAGGAAAGCAGGCAAAGACGUUUGCAGAUGACCAAAGCUUUCGUCACCUCCUCUGGAGCAGUUGGAAAAUCUGUAAUUCAGGCUCUCUAUCACUUGGUUGGACGUCCUCGAGUCUCUAUUCUCGUGGAACUGAAGUAGCCUGGUUCACAUAUUUGUUUUUAAGUGUGGUUGACCGCAUUGCCACCGCUUACGACAAGACAAUGCACUGGCGUUUUUUGGGUGUGCCACGUUGUGUAGAACUUGGCACUUGCGCUACGCAGGUUGCUUAGACACUGCUUCAUCACUGGUCCUAAUUUCGUGCCUAACGGCGGCAAUUAGUUUUAUGAACGCAUUGAAGCAGGGAGAUCUUCGGUGCAAUGUCAAGCCGUCUGUCAAAGCCUCAGCAGAGGCUCCGAACGGAAAGAUUGCAUGUCUAGGUUACA